This is a messenger RNA of Lotus japonicus, 3955 nucleotides long. RefSeq names its product tyrosine-sulfated glycopeptide receptor 1-like. The transcript has a single exon. Gene Ontology annotation, molecular function: protein kinase activity; ATP binding; protein binding. Bases 425 to 3796 code for a protein of 1123 amino acids. Lineage: Eukaryota; Viridiplantae; Streptophyta; Magnoliopsida; Fabales; Fabaceae. Gene Ontology annotation, cellular component: plasma membrane. The record is from RefSeq and is a predicted model, not a curated record. Gene Ontology annotation, biological process: protein phosphorylation; hormone-mediated signaling pathway.
AAAAAGUAGUGGUAGGUGCUUUUCAGUUUGGUGGCAGCAUAGAAGAGGAGGAAGAUCUAAAGAGGUAUAGCUUUGUUUUUCCCUGUCCAUCUUUUCUUGUCUGGUGGAGAUGAAUCCAUUAAUCUCCCUCCACACGUUUUCAUGUUACUACUACUAUAUUCAUUGAUAUUGCGAUUUCUACUUUAUAUUUUGUCAAUCAUGUUCAUCAUCAUCAUCAAUAUCAUCAUCAUCAUCGUCCACUUCUUCUGCCACUACAGGCCGCCCCAAGCAAAACAAACAACAACCUCAAAAGUAAACGCUCGAUUUUAUUAAUGGGAAGCAUCCUCCACUGCUUGCUUUUUUAUAUUGUAUUUAUCUCCAGUUGUCAACGUCAUCUCCACUUCUCUUCUUCUCUCUCUUCUCAACCCUUCAUUUUGCUCGGUCAAUGGAUGGUCAUGCCUACCCAUAUACCCUUGUGUCCUCCUUCUUCUUCUGCUCUCAUGUCACUGUGAUCAACACCACCAAAGACUCAAUCUUGCCCUUCUGGGUAUCUCUAGUUCUCAUGAGAUCAGCCUCAACCCUAUUACCCUCUUUUUCUUGUAAAUACAAUUACAUGGUUUCCAAUUUGAUUAUUCUGCCUUUACUUUUCUCCUUGUUGGUUGUUCAAGCCUCAUUAAUUUGUAACCAGAUUGAUAGAGACUCACUCUUGGAAUUUUCUGGGAAUAUAUCUAUCUCUUCCCCUUACCCUCCUCUCAGUUGGUCUUCUUCUUCUUCUUCCCUUGAUUGCUGUGAUUGGGAAGGUGUUACUUGUGAUGGGGAUCAACGUGUUACUCAUCUUUUGCUACCAUCUAGAGGUCUCUUUGGAGUUAUCUCCCCAUCUCUCACCAACCUAGCUGCUCUCUCUCACCUUAAUCUUUCUCAUAAUAGAUUAUCUGGGAAUCUUCAGAGCCAGUUUUUCUCACUGCUGAAUCACCUUCUGGUUCUUGAUUUGAGCUACAAUCGCCUCUCUGGUGAGUUGCCACCCUUUGUUGCUGAUAACAGUACUAGUGUUGUUAUCCAGGAGGUGGACUUGUCUAGUAAUUUGUUCAAUGGAACGCUUCCAUCUUCAUUGCUUCAGCACCUGGCAGGAGGGAGUUUGAUAUCUUUCAAUGUCAGCAACAACAGUUUCACAGGCCAAAUCCCCACUUCAAUCUUUUGCACCAAUGACCGCAACUCGUCGUCUUCUAUCAGAUUCUUGGAUUAUUCUUUCAAUGAUUUUGAUGGUGUCGUUCAGCCUGGACUAGGAGCAUGUUCCAAUCUGGAGAGGUUUCGAGCAGGUUUCAAUUUUCUAUCCGGGCCUAUUCCUGUUGAUAUUUUUGAUGCUGUCUCUCUUAAAGAAAUAUCACUGCCCCUCAAUAAGCUCACUGGAAGAAUUGGUGAUGGCAUUGUUAGCCUCACCAAUCUCACAGUUUUGGAGCUUUACUCCAAUCAUUUCACUGGCCCCAUUCCGCAGGAUAUCGGUAAUCUUUCCAAAUUGGAACGGUUGCUUCUUCAUGUCAACAAUCUCACAGGUACUAUGCCCCCAUCUCUGAUGAAGUGUGCCAAUCUUGUGGUGUUGAAUUUAAGGGUCAACAAGUUGGAGGGGAAUCUCUCAGAUUUCAAUUUCUCAGGAUUCCUCAGACUUGCUACACUUGACCUUGGCAACAAUAUUUUCACUGGUGUUUUACCACCAACACUUUAUGCAUGCAAGUCACUUGCAGCAUUAAGGCUAGCAUCUAAUCAACUUGAGGGGCAGGUUUCCCCCGCGAUACUUGGACUUGAGUCUCUUUCUUUCCUAUCAAUAUCCACUAACAAGCUGAGGAAUAUAACUGGUGCUCUGAGAAUUCUGACAGGGCUCAAGAAGCUUAGUACCCUUAUGCUGUCCAAGAAUUUUUUGAAUGAAAUGAUGCCACAGGAUGUAAACUUAACAGGACAAGAUGGAUUCCAAAAGCUGCAGGUUCUCGGCUUGGGUGGUUGUCAAUUUACUGGUCAAAUACCAGGCUGGCUAGCAAACCUGACGAAGAUUGAGGCCAUGGACCUGUCCUUUAAUAAGUUUAGUGGUCCAAUUCCUCCUUGGUUGGGUGCACUUCCUCAGCUUUUUUACAUAGACUUGUCUUUUAACCUCCUUACCGGAACAUUUCCGACGGAGCUGACAAGACUCCCAGCACUAACAUCACAACAGGCAAAUGAUAAAGUAGAAAGGACUUACUUGGAGUUACCUGUGUUUGCUAAUGCCAACAAUGUUUCCCUAUUGCAAUACAAUCAGCUUUCUAGCCUUCCACCAGCAUUGUAUCUCAAAAACAAUCGCCUUAGCGGCAGUAUCCCGAUUGAGAUUGGCCAACUGAGUGUCCUUCAUCAGCUGGACCUGAAGAACAACAACUUCUCCGGCAAUAUACCGGUUCAAAUUUCAAACUUGACCAAUUUAGAGACACUAGACCUCUCAGGAAACCACCUAUCUGGUGAAAUUCCUGAUUCACUCAAAAGAUUGCAUUUCUUGUCCUUUUUCAGUGUAGCAUUCAAUGAUCUUCAAGGACAGAUACCAACCGGUGGUCAAUUUGAUACUUUCUCCUUUUCCAGCUUUGACGGAAACACACAAUUGUGUGGUUCAGUUAUUCAGCGCUCUUGUCCUUCUCAACAAAAUACUAACAGUGCUGCAGCUAGUGGCAGUUCAAACAAAAAGGUAUUGAUUGGAAUUAUUAGUGCAGCUUGCUUUGGCUUUUCUUCCUUGGUGACCUUGUUGACACUGUGGAUACUCUCCAAGAGGAGGGUCAAUCCAGGAGCAGCUUCUGACAAGAUUGAACUGGAAUCAAUUGCUACCUACUCCAACAAUGGGGUUUAUCCUGAGAUUGACAACGAGGCUAGCCUAGUGGUCUUGUUCCCCAACAAAACUAAUGAAACCAAGGAUCUUACAAUAUUUGAGAUCAUAAAGGCCACUGAGAAUUUCAGUCAAUCAAACAUCAUAGGAUGUGGGGGUUUCGGUUUGGUUUAUAAAGCAACAUUACCGAAUGGGACUAAUCUAGCCAUCAAGAAACUUUCAGGAGAUUUGGGCCUUAUGGAAAGGGAAUUUAAAGCAGAAGUUGAGGCUUUGUCAACAGCACAACAUGAGAAUCUAGUGUCAUUGCAAGGCUACUGCGUGCACGGUGGUUUCCGCCUUCUCAUAUACAACUACAUGGAGAAUGGAAGUCUGGAUUACUGGUUGCAUGAAAAGGCUGAUGGUGCAUCACCGCUUGAUUGGCCAACUCGUUUGAAGAUCGCACGAGGAGCAAGUUGUGGUUUGGCUUAUCUGCAUCAGAUAUGUGAACCGCACAUCGUGCAUCGCGAUAUAAAGUCAAGCAAUAUACUCCUUAAUGAAAAGUUUGAGGCGCGCGUUGCUGAUUUUGGGUUGUCCCGGUUGAUUCUUCCUUAUCAGACCCAUGUUACAACUGAACUUGUAGGUACAUUAGGUUACAUUCCCCCAGAGUACGGACAAGCAUGGGUGGCUACUCUGAGAGGAGAUGUCUACAGCUUCGGAGUUGUCUUGCUUGAGCUUCUCACCGGUAGGAGGCCGGUCGAUGUAAGCAAGCCGAAAAUGACAAGGGAAUUGGUUGGCUGGGUUCAACAGAUGAGAUGUGAAGGAAAACAAGAUCAAGUCUUUGACUCUUUUAUUAGAGGAAAAGGCUUUGAAGGAGAGAUGCUUCAGGUGCUGGAUGUGGCUUGCAUGUGUGUUAACCAGAAUCCUGUCAAGAGACCCAGCAUCAGAGAAGUUGUUGAAUGGCUCAAGAAUGUAGGAUCAUCCAACCAACAAGGAAACAAAGAUUAGCAAGAAAUGCUUUGCCCUUCAACAUAUCAUGACAGUAGAUAUUGUUAUACUUGUGCAAAAAAGUUUUGCUUUUCUAUACACAGUUUAAUUAUCAUUUUUACCACUGUAAAUGUUGACCCGCCCUGUCAGAAUAAGAUUUUGUGAAUUAUAUUGUGAUCA